AUGCCCUCAGCAUCGUCAGCGUCCUCGACGACGCACACGCCAAUGAGCUACGACAAGUUCAAACCGAAACUACCCCUCAACCCCUUCGGUGACGUCGUCCAAACACCGAUCGCACCGCCCGCACGUGCACCGUGGACUUUGGACGUGCAUACCCUUCCACCCCAGUCAGUUCUUCAGCUCGAGAGGCGCGUUAUUCUGGUCAUCGGUCAACCGCCGGCCGCAGCGCUAGCACCGCUGUUCGUCUCUCCACAAUUAGCCUCAUCUCUUCUUAUAAUUGCAAGUCACCGACCCCCUCCGCUUCCCUUUGACCCGCAGCCUGCAGUACACACUCUGCGCCUAAGAACACCCCUUUCCGUUGCGGAUGCAGGCGCCACGCGGCUCGUGGAAGUCCUUGAAUGGGCUCUGCAGGUUGCAAACCUUUGGCGUCGUACUGGCGGUCCCAAAAAACAAGAACUCAUGGAGGAAGUGAGUCCGGCUUCAGAAAGCGUGCCGUUAGGUCAGACGUAUGGGAGGCUACGAUAUAGCGCGACUCCGAGCACUCUACAAGAUUCAACAAUGACUUCGGCAUUCUCUCCUGCGUCAUCUGUGACCAGCCUCGCAGCUUCUACCACAAAGAAAUCAGUCAGAAGGUCACUUUUCCGUCGGCAGAGUUCGGCUCCUCUGCAGUCAGAUUCUGCAAGUACAAGGCCUUUUGAUACCCUGCUGCACUUCCUCCCUGCGGACGUGCCUGACAAAAUGAAGCUCAAAGCAGUGAUACUCGUCACCACUCUCACGCGUCCUUACCUUGCCACACCACCAGCACGCGCUUCCUCGACGCGCUUCUAUUCGGAAUCAAGCGUGAAACCAUCCAAGAGAUCUUCCAGUCGCUGGAGCUUUCUCCGAGGCGCAACGGGCUUGGCAUCGCCUGGAACAACACUUAGCGGCGCCUUCCAUUCGAUGAGUACAUCGAACCUCCCCGACGCAUCGGCUUCGCGACGUGGAUCUUUCUCUACCGUCACCUUACUACGCACACGCAGGUCACGGCUCAUUCACCUCGUGCCAUCACCGCCCGCGAAAGCUUCCUCUUCUCGGUUUCCUGCCUCACGUUCCAAAUUUAUGCCGUCACAGGCGCAUUUAGUCCGCAGUAUCGAAGCGUUCCUACUGUCAUUUUGUUUUUCCGCUCCGGUCGACCUCCCGCCUCCCAUCGCUGGUUUUGCUUCCGGCAACUCGGAUAGCGCACGAGCGAGGCCGUAUGUGCUUCCUGCUACGGCUCUUACGGAGGUUUUGUGUGUCGAGAGUGCGAAUGACGAAGAUGACGAAAACGAGCGGAAUGAAGAUGAAGAAGACGUGGAAAGAAGCCGAAGUAAUGAAUGGAGCCUUGCGGAACUCAUUCUCAGUGGUGCUCUAGAAGACGACGCGGAGAUACUACGCUUCUCACAAAACGCGGUUCAGGGUGACGGACAUCGCAGUUCAUCUGAGAGCGAAAAAGGAAAGGAGAAACAACUCGAGAAUCUACAGGUUAAGGCGGAUGACAAUGAUUGGCUCGCGCAUCGUGCGUGGAUUGGUGGUAUGCGCGAUAUCACUUUCAUGCCCAAUUCCGCGGCGAAAGGGCAAAAGAAUGCGCAUCUAGUCCCUUCACGAUCUAAUUCACCACCGCAACUAUAUCCAGAACCACGGGCUCCGUCUUCUCAGCACGCCUCUCGUCCAUCAUUGCAACCGAACUCCCGCUCUCGUCACCAGCCGAUUCCCGAAACCCGGGUCAAUUCUCAUCCUGAUGCAAGUCAGCCGCAGCGCUCACAACAACGUCGUCAAACUUCGAUGCGAGGUCGCACUAUGGAAAAUUUGAAUAUGAAUGGAAACGGGGGUUCGAAUGAUUCACAUUCACAGUUUCACGCGGGCUCAAGGAGAAAACAGCGACAAGCAUCCGCGAUCGGAUCGCUAGCGAUUGAGAAGAGGUUGCCUACACCACCGGAGGAUGAGGAUGAAGAAUUAGGCAGGGAGGAGGAGGAAGGACCUGCGUUUAUUCAAGGUCAAUCACACUCGAGAGGGCGCCGAAGUAGUGAUAAGCAACAACAUAUGAUGUCGCAAGCAGCUUCGUAUCCAUUAUCGAAGCCCGAGCCCGCUCACUUGGCAUUACGCAAUGAUCGGCCACAACAAGUUCUGCGGCAAUUAAACGAUUCGCACCACCAGCAACAGCAACAUGAAUCGCGACCUGAAUCAAGGUCGUCCAAAUCAACACAUCCAUCUGUUCCUAUCACCGCAUCUUCGAUGGGUGCUUCCAGCCGUUACUUACACCAAUACAUGCCCAUGCCACCGCCUAGAAAAGACAACAACGACGCGUAUAGUAAACUCGGAAAAGAAAAAGAGCACGAGUGCGAGCGAGCUUUGAGAAGUCUCCCAACGCCUCCCGAUUCGGAAGAAGAUUUGCUAUUCGAGGGUAGGUUCAAUAACGCUUCGCACUCAGUUCCUCUUCCUGGCCCUCCUCCCUUACCCUUAUCGCGGACUUCUCAUGAGCGCGAGCCUCCAAUUGGUGUGGUUGCGCCCGUUUCUCACGAGCACGGACGCGUUCGGAGUGGUAGGCAACCAGAACGGAGUAGAGCAGACGGAGAUGCCGGAAGCCGGGUAUACGCUAAAGAGCGCGAACUUGAACUUGAACAUAGACGUCGUACUCAGUCUUCUCCCUUGCGACCUUCGCAGGCGCACGUAUCGGGAGAAGUUACAGCGCCUCGGCGUGCGAAAACUAGGCCGAAGGAGAGUAUCCCAACGGAACGGACACGGGAAAGGACGUUGAAGAAACGUGCUUCGGAUAUUGACUUGCGAAUUGACACAAGAGAGAAGAAAGAGAAGUACGGGAUGAGGCGGAGUACCAGUCCGGACGAUUCAGACGAACGCCGAGUGAGACGAGUACCAGUUGCGUUACCGCCGCUGCCGCCGCCUUCUCCACCUUCACCUCUUACGGAAAUUAAAGAGAAAACGUACGAGCGCUCGGAUGUCAAACUUCCCCGAUCGAAUGUCCCCUAGAAAAGACAGACGAAAUGGAAAUUCUGGAAGGCUGGGAAUGGCACGAUUGUAGAAGCCUAAAAACGUAAAGACGACUUUUCUUCCAUUCAUUCCUUUUGCACAUAGUACUUCGCUUUCGUUACACUUUGCUCUGACUUUGGGUUGCUUGGCUGUCAACUUCGUUUCCUUCUCUCAUUUUUUCACACCGUCUUUCCUAAUCAAAUUCGUCACGAAUACGAAUGAGAAUGUAGAAUAACCUAUUCCGUGCGUUGUGCACGCUCUUCCAUCGUUUCCGUUUCUCUUCUUUUUACACAACUUCCGUCUUCAUUUUCUUUGACCACUCAUUCUUCUCACUCUCCUCAUCUCACUGCGCACCCAUCC
Molecule: messenger RNA, 3360 nt
Organism: Fomitiporia mediterranea MF3/22
Lineage: Eukaryota; Fungi; Basidiomycota; Agaricomycetes; Hymenochaetales; Hymenochaetaceae
Exons: 2
Coding region: 1-3000 (999 amino acids)
Source: RefSeq, a predicted model, not a curated record